This is a messenger RNA of Musa acuminata AAA Group (dessert banana), 402 nucleotides long. RefSeq lists its product as uncharacterized. The transcript has a single exon. The coding region runs from base 1 to 402 and encodes 133 amino acids. The record is from RefSeq and is a predicted model, not a curated record. Lineage: Eukaryota; Viridiplantae; Streptophyta; Magnoliopsida; Zingiberales; Musaceae.
AUGGCUAAUGGUUACUACUAUCAGAAUAGUCCUUACUACUACAACUCCUCUCACUCCCAGUCUCCUCCCUUGCCGCUCCACCUGUGCCUCUUCCUCCUCACGCUCUUCAUGUUCAUAGGCCUCUCGUGGUACAUGGCCUACGAGUCGGUGUUCGAGAGCUUGUUCGACCAGCUCAAGUUCCUGCUCAUGAUGUCGCCGCUGGUGCUGCUGCUGGUCGUCCACUGGCUGUCGAGCGAUGAGCGGCUAAGGGUGCCCUUCUUUAUUCCCUUGCCGGAGAGGGACUCCUUCCACCGGGCCGGCGGUUCCCCUUGGGGCGUCGCGCUUGUCUUGGUGCUCCUCAUGUUCAUGAUCUCCUACCAGUCCUACUUCCACGACUGCUGGUUCCCGCUACUAAGCCGUUGA